UUGGACUUGCUAUUGUCAUCAAGAAUCUUCGAUAUCUUAAACCACUCUCUCUGUCUCUCUCUCAAAUAUAAUUGAAAAUUUCUGAAGAUUAUCUAUAGUUUCUUUCUCGAGCCAUGCCUCCGAUGAAAGCUGUGUUGCAACUGAGUAUUCACGAGGAAAGAAUCAGGAAGAAGGCGUUUGUCACCGUUUCUAGAUGUCCAGGUGUUGCUUCGAUAUCAUUGGAUGACAAAACCGGGAAAAUGACGAUUGUUGGUGAAGUUGAUGUAUCGGCUAUUGUGAUGAAGCUAAGGAAGCUAUGUAACACUGAGAUUGUUUCGGUUGAAGUUGUUAAACCACCAGAGAAAAAGGCUGAACCGGAGAAAAAGCCUGAAGCUAAACCGGCUGGUAAACCUGAAGUUGUUGCCUGGCCGAUUCCGAUGAACUACCACCAGUACCAAUACAAUCCUGCCUAUGCAAAUUCUUACUAUCAGCCACAGGGGAAUUCUAGAUUUGUAGGAGACGAGCCAGGUUGUGUGAUUAUGUGAUUUUUCUCUAGAGUUAUCUCAAAUAAUGUUAAGUUAUUCAACACUUAGUUUUGAUGGAAGAGUAUAAUUUUUUUUGGGGGCUACUACUUGUAAUAUACAUUUCUCGUACGACCUUUCUGUUAAUGUAUGAUAAAAUUAAUCUACGCUUUGUUAAUUUUUGUACUUUAUUAUCAUCUAAUAACAAUCAGUCUUUUUCCUU
Camelina sativa (false flax) is the source of this 723-nucleotide messenger RNA. RefSeq names its product heavy metal-associated isoprenylated plant protein 13-like. Gene Ontology annotation, molecular function: metal ion binding. NCBI's taxonomy places the organism in Eukaryota, Viridiplantae, Streptophyta, Magnoliopsida, Brassicales, Brassicaceae. The record is from RefSeq and is a predicted model, not a curated record.